UUUUUUUAUAUAUAUCACUCUCUCUCACACACACUCUUUUUUCUCUCAUCAAAUUACACUUAUAGAGAGAGAAAGAGAAGCUUUUUUUUUUCUUCCAUUGAUUCAGACUCGCUCUCUCUCUCAUCAAGCUUCAUCAAUUAAUAUUUUCUCUCUCGGCAAACUUCCGUGGAAAAGGUGUGAGUAGAGUGUGGCCGUUUUCUCCAUUUUUGCAGCUUAAUCAAACGGCGAUCUCUCUUCUCAAUGCAGCCAAACACUGCUUCAACUCCUAAGAUAGAAAAGCAAAAAAAAAAAAUCAAGCUUUAGCUAGCUUCAAUAUUCUUUAAAUUGGCCUUUUAACUCAGCUUUUGGAAUGAGACCUGAAAAAACCUAUAAAGCAGUGUGUUAUGGGAAUUGAGCUUGAGUAGUAGUGUAAAGUGACCUUAUUAUUACUGAUAUGAACGAAGAUAGACAAAUGGAAGUGCAUUACAUAGACACUGGCUUUCCUUACACAGCUACUGAAAGCUUCAUGGACUUCUUUGAAGGCCUCACACAAGUCCCUCCACUCACCUAUCCUCAUCCUGGGCUUGUCCACGAUCAGGAAAGUUUAUACUGGUCAAUGAACAUGAAUUCAUACAAAUUUGGAUUCUCUGGGCCAGGAAGCACUACUACUUCUACUUCUUACUAUGGUCAUUAUGAGGUAAAUGAUCAUUUGCCAAGAAUGGAUAUGAACAGGAGAGCUUGGGAAUACCCUUCUAUGAUGACCACAGAGGAACUUCCAACCACAGACUCAGAACAGUUUGAGGAAGUAUCAUCAGGAGAUGCAGAUGCAGCAGCAGUGGCUCAUGCUACACCUGAAGAAAACAUCCCAAAUCAACAGAAUAAUAAUGCCAGCUCUUCCCAGACUGUGUGGCAGGACGGCAUAGAUCCUGACAACAUGACCUACGAGGAAUUACUUGACUUGGGUGAGACAGUUGGUACUCAAAGCCGAGGUCUUUCGGACGAUCUCAUUAACUUGCUUCCGACCUCCAAGUACAAGUUUGGAAGUUUUUUCUCAAGAAAAAAAUCAGGAGAGAGAUGUGUGAUUUGCCAGAUGAGGUACAAAAGAGGGGAUAGGCAAAUGAAAUUACCAUGCAAACAUUUAUAUCACAGUGAAUGUAUCAGCAAAUGGCUCAGCAUCAACAAGGUAUGCCCGGUUUGUAACAUGGAGGUAUUUGGUGAGGAGCUGAGCUGAAGAAUUAUAAAGCUUCAAUUUCCAGCCAAAGAGGAAGAAGAAAACUCAAUGUUUUUUCAUUUUUCUUUCUAAAAAGUUAGUCUUUUUUUUUAAUCUUUGUAUACAUGAUACAGGGUUAGGUAAUGAAGGGUAGAUAGUCUCUUGUCUUUUUUUCUUAAUACAAUUAAUGUUUAAUUACAAAUUACUUUUCACUCUAA
This is a messenger RNA of Humulus lupulus (European hop), 1407 nucleotides long. Its product is annotated as E3 ubiquitin-protein ligase BIG BROTHER. NCBI's taxonomy places the organism in Eukaryota, Viridiplantae, Streptophyta, Magnoliopsida, Rosales, Cannabaceae. The coding region runs from base 434 to 1210 and encodes 258 amino acids. Gene Ontology annotation, biological process: protein ubiquitination; negative regulation of organ growth. The transcript is spliced from 11 exons. Gene Ontology annotation, molecular function: ubiquitin-protein transferase activity; ubiquitin conjugating enzyme binding. The record is from RefSeq and is a predicted model, not a curated record.